This is a messenger RNA of Acaromyces ingoldii, 636 nucleotides long. Its product is annotated as thymidylate kinase. Gene Ontology annotation, molecular function: ATP binding; dTMP kinase activity. Gene Ontology annotation, biological process: dTDP biosynthetic process; dUDP biosynthetic process; dTTP biosynthetic process. Gene Ontology annotation, cellular component: cytoplasm; nucleus; cytosol. The record is from RefSeq and is a predicted model, not a curated record. Bases 1 to 636 code for a protein of 211 amino acids. The transcript is spliced from 3 exons. NCBI's taxonomy places the organism in Eukaryota, Fungi, Basidiomycota, Exobasidiomycetes, Exobasidiales, Cryptobasidiaceae.
AUGAGGGGCCUCUUUGUCGUCGUCGAGGGGCUGGACCGGGCAGGCAAGAGCACGCAAGUCUCGAGGCUAGCGUCUGCCCUCGAUGCAAAAGCGAUCAAGUUUCCCGGUAACAUCCCAAGGGAAGAUCGCACGACGGCGAUUGGAAAGAUGAUCGACAGCUACCUGGUGCAACAGAGCGAGCUCGACGAUCGGGCGAUUCAUCUCCUCUUUUCAGCCAAUCGUUGGGAGGCCAGACAGGGCAUCGUGACCUGCCUCGAGAGCGGCAAGAACAUCGUGUGCGAUCGAUAUGCCUUUUCAGGCAUCGCCUACUCGUGUGCAAAGGGACUGAGCUACCAGUGGUGCAAAGCGCCAGACGUGGGCCUGCCGGAGCCCGACGUGACCAUCUUCCUCGACCUUUCAGUGGAGGAAGCGUCUCGACGUGGGGGCUACGGCGAGGAGCGCUACGAGAGUGUGUCGAUGCAGUCAAAGGUCCGAGAAGCAUUUGCUCAGAUUCGAAAAGACAUGCCUCAAGGCAAGUGGGUCGUCGUCGACGCGGGCAAGAGCGUCGAUGAGGUGGCAGCAGAGUGCGAGUCGGUGGUCAGGUCGCUUGCCAAGCCAUCGUCAGCGUCACUUGCGCCCCUCUUUGCCCAGCAAUGA